CACCUCUGCGCCGGCCAACUUUCCUCUUUAGUUCCCUGGAGUCGCUGGUUUAUUCCUGAGCUCAUACUUGUUGGUAUUCCGUCUUGGACAGAGAUUUCCAUUCCGCCCACGGUUGGCCAUGAUCCGCUGAGAUUUACAAACAUCACGACUUCCGCUAUUGAGAAAACACGCCGUUACCCUGAACACUGGAACACUCAAAGAAAUUAUUCACCAUGGUCGACUGGGUCAGUUUGGCCAUACCGUUCGCCUACCUAGGUGUCCUAAUUGGCUCCCUCGCUACCUUCUCCUCGCUAUACCGCAAGCGCAAGGCCCAAAAAGCUUCUUCUCUCGAACCAUGGUUCCCUGCUCACCUCCAGCGCGAUAUCUACUUCUCCCUCCUGCACCUCGAUCAGCCCGCCAAAGACAAUACUGAGAAAAAGGCCGCGGUGCCCGAGUCAGUGCUCAAGGCCGCACUACUGAGACGCGCGACGGAAGACAUCAACAGGGUGUUGGCGCUGCGGAGCCAGAAGCAGGCGCUGGCUAUGCUUUUGCAGAGGGGUAGUGUGGGUGAUGAUCUGUGGCAGCGGUUUAUCAGGGCUGAGAAGGAGAUGGAGGAUGAGGUUAGGGAUGUUGUUUCUGAGGCGAACGCAUACGCACCGAACUGGGGCCAAACAAUCUUCCAAUCCGCCAACGAAAUGAUGAACAACAACAUCGUCCGCCAACGCAUCGAAACGCACCAGUCCAAACUGGCCGAGGAACGCGAAUGGUGGGACCGCAAGAAGGCUAAUAUCAAGGAUGGUUUCAUGAAGGAAUUGGAUGCUGAGGGUUCCUCUACCACUACCAAGACUGAGCCUCCUCGUCCAUCCUCUUCUUCCGGUGCCAACGCGACCACCGACAACACGACUACCCCGACUAGCUCGACGGCUGGUGUGAAGACGCCUGAGUCUUCGGCUGCACCGUCGGUUGCUAGUGAUGAUGAUGCGGUGUUGGUGGAGGCUGAUGGUCAAGCAGGGAACACUACACUCGGGGGUGGGAAGAAGAAGAAGAAGGGGAAGAAAUAGAUCGGUUGUGAACUUCUUUUCUUCUUAGUUGUAUUGAAUAUAUGCUUUAAGAAUAUGGUUUUAUAUUUUGUGAAUAUGUAUAAACAAAUGGUUAAUGCAGUAACUGAGAGUCUAAAUAUACAAAACCCUAUGUACGAAGCCUCGUUCUUCAAAACGCCAAAUAUGCUUUAAAAGGUGAGAUAUACAAUACACGCUUUUAU
Messenger RNA from Aspergillus ruber CBS 135680, 1240 nucleotides. Its product is annotated as Sec63 complex subunit SEC66. Bases 213 to 1040 code for a protein of 275 amino acids. Lineage: Eukaryota; Fungi; Ascomycota; Eurotiomycetes; Eurotiales; Aspergillaceae. Gene Ontology annotation, biological process: post-translational protein targeting to membrane, translocation. The transcript is spliced from 3 exons. Gene Ontology annotation, cellular component: Sec62/Sec63 complex. The record is from RefSeq and is a predicted model, not a curated record.